AUGCUGUAUCUUGAGGAUUAUUUAGAAAUGAUUGAGCAUUUGCCGCAAGAACUACGCGACAGAUUCACAGAGAUGCGUGAGAUGGAUUUAAGCGUUCAGAAUAACACGGACGCCCUCGACAAGCGUGUUCGUGCUCUGUUCCAGCAAUGCCGUCGUGCCGAAAUCUCAUCUCCUGAGGCCGAUAUCGAGUUCGAUGCUAUCCGCACCAACUACUACCGGGUGCUCGAUGAUUCGGACGAAAAGAUCCAGCUCGCCGCUCAGAUGUACGAUCUGGUGGAACGUUACCUGCGCCGGCUCGAUACCGAGCUGUAUAAGUUCAAAUGCGAGCUGGAAGCGGACCACAACGGCAUCACGGAGAUACUAGAAAAGCGGUCGCUCGAGCUGGACAACGCUACCAGUAACGGUGGAACCAAUCAGAAAGAGAAUCGGUUCUACGACACACACAAUUCACACACGUCGAGCCAUUCUGGCCGGUCGGACAGCCGGUACAAAAUGAAGGCAGAAAAACGCCGAGAGAGUGUGGCUGCUACCGCGUCUAGUGCGGCUUUGGAAAAGCGCACCAUGGCUGCGUCGGUUGCAAGCACUUCAAAACCAUUGAACAACGUCGUUGUCCAACCCGCUACGCCUGGUUCACUUCAGGGAACAGUUAGUGGAACUGGUGCCAUAAGUACGGCCGUACCCGGGGUCGGUGUCGUACCGGGUGUGGCCAGCGUCGGGAGUAUCGGUUCUGUCGCAGGCGUCAGUGCCGUCGGAUCGCAUCCGGUAAUGGCCAGUUCGGCCGGUGGUUCCGUUGCCACAUACAACCUGCAAACAUGUGGUGCCGGCAAUGCGAUUGUAGCCGCUGCAAGUCAAGCCAUCGCCCAAACACAGCAAAUGCAACAGGGUCGCCGCACCGCUAGUCUGAAAGCAUCUUAUGAAGCCAUUGGUGGGGUGGGAUCGCACGAGCUGUUGCUGAAUAGCGAGCUGGCAGGUGCGACUCAUAACGCGCUGCAAGCCAUCGAGCGGGAAACGAGUGCGUUCUCGAACCAGCGGCGUCAAAAGAAAAAGAGUGUUAAUGCAACCGUUGGAUGUAGCAACAUGCGCGGGAACACAACGAUGCUUGCUAACAACGCUACCGUAACGUCGAUUUUAUCAUCGUCCGUUUCAAACAUCCAGCCUCCGAUAUCGAACCCGACAGCUCUCCCUGCUGGAACGGUUCAAGUGCAAGUCCCUCUGUCAACGCAACCAAUAACCAGCAUUACUCUUCAGCAGCCGCAGCAACAGCAGCCACAGCACCAGCAACAGCAACAGUCCUUCAUACAGCAGCAGCAGCCUCUCGGUCAACAGGGGUCGGUGCAAUCCCAGCAGCUGCUGAUCCAUGCGAACUCCCCGGUGACUCUGCAGCAAUUGCAGGUAUCACACUCGCAGCCAUUGAUACAACAGUUGUCGCUGCAGCAACAGCAGCAGGCUCAAUCGUCAAUCAAGCAACAAGUUCAACCCCUACAACAACCCCAGCCUCAACAGCUUCAACUCACCAACCAACAACAGAAACACGUACAACUGCUGCCGACAGCGCAAGUACAGCAUCGGCUUCCGCGUCAGAUCCAGCAAACUUUGCAACAGUCUGCCCAUAUUUCGCAAUCUUCGCUACCGCUGCAACCUCUGCAACAGUCCCAGUUGCUGCAACAGGCCCAGUUGCAUUCGGUUUCGCACCAGCAGCUAUUGCAUGCGCAACCGCAGCCAAAACAGCAGCAGCAACAUUUGCAGCAGCUAAAGUCGUUGCAACACUCGACCUCGUUCCAAUCCCAAGCUCAGUCUCCACAGCAGCACAUCGUACAGCAGCAGGUAGUGCAGCAGCUGCAACAGCUGCCGGUGCAACAACUACCGGUGCAACAGCAGCACCAGCUGUUGGAGCACCAGCAGAAGGACGUGCAAUUACAGCAAGCUGUACAGCAGUUGCCACAACAACCGCAGCAGCAUCAGCAAGUGCUGCAACAACAGCAAGUGCUGCAACAACAGCGUCAGCUCAUACUGCAACAACAACAACAGCAUCAGCAGCAACCGCAGAUCCAUCUCGCGCAACAACAGUUGAUUCAGCAUCAACUACAACACCAACAGUCACAACCACAGCAACCGCAGCCGCAGCCGCAGCUGCAACUGCAAACGAAACAGCUACUCCAGCAGCUACCCGGCCAGCAGACGCUCCAAACCCAACCGGUGCUCCAGCAACAGCAAUCGUUCCUUCCCGUGGUGCCGCAAUCGAGCAAUGUUGCGCUUUUGAACGCACCUGCACCGAUCGAUACGUUGCUCGCUAACAAUCCGGGCCCCAGCGGAAGCAGCAGCACCAGCGGGACCGCCGGCACCAGCGCAGCUAGCAACACCACGAGUGGCAGUAACGUCGAUCCAGGAGCGGCAUUAGAACAGGCACCGGAAGGGGAAUGGUUCGAUCCCAACGAGCCGCGUUACUGUCUCUGCAAUCAAAUCUCGUACGGAGACAUGGUAGCAUGCGAUAACGUGGAUUGUCCCUUCGAGUGGUUCCAUUAUCCUUGUGUAAACAUCAUUUCAUCGCCCAAAGGAAAAUGGUACUGUCCGCAGUGUAGCAGCUCUAUGAAACGUAGAGCUCCUAGAAAAAACUAAACUUUGCUUUUAAG
Anopheles nili is the source of this 2630-nucleotide messenger RNA. RefSeq names its product putative mediator of RNA polymerase II transcription subunit 12. Gene Ontology annotation, biological process: regulation of DNA-templated transcription. Gene Ontology annotation, cellular component: NuA4 histone acetyltransferase complex. The transcript is spliced from 4 exons. The record is from RefSeq and is a predicted model, not a curated record. NCBI's taxonomy places the organism in Eukaryota, Metazoa, Arthropoda, Insecta, Diptera, Culicidae. The coding region runs from base 1 to 2616 and encodes 871 amino acids.